GAGGUGGCCGGGAGGGAGACAGGCGGUGACGGCAGCCCGCUUCUCUCUCACUCACACACCCCCCCCACACGGGUCGUCCACCUUACAUACCCGCGCUUUAUAGUGUCGGGUAGUGGUCGUACCCGCUCGCUGUCGCGGAGCUGCUCGAUUGGCAGCCCUGGGAACGACGCUCUGGGAGAUACACCAUUGUACAGUGCAUUUGGCCGGGGAAAUUCUAUGUAUGUGAAGGAAUACAGAAGUGUUUGUGUACAGUGAUCUCGUUGUUCAGACGUGUGUGGAAAGUUUGUGACACGCGAAUCCAUUUGUUAAAGCCAGUUUGAGUGAGCAGCAAACGAAGACGUUACGUUACGUGUUAGAAGAAUUAACUGGAAAAAGUUCUUGGUCCAGUACAAGGGGUCGAUAUGAUGAGCGCGGAUCAUCAUGGGCACCAGGAGUAGCAACCGUAACAUCACGGGUAUGCUAGCGGACGUUCCAGCAACAUCUGUAACAUUACGUGUGUGUUAGCGAACGUUCCAGCAACAUCUGUGACAUUACGUGUGGGCUAGCGGACGUUCCAGCAACAUUUGUUACAUUACGUGUGUGUUAGCGGACGUUCCAGCAACAUCUGUGACAUUACAUGUGUGCUAGCGAACGUUCCAGCAACAUCUGUAACGUUACGUGUGGGCUAGCGGACGUUCCAGCAACAUCUGUAACAUUACAUGUGCUAGAGAACGUUCCAGCAACGUUUGUCACAUUACGUGUGAGCUAGCGAACGUUCCAGCAUCAUUCAUGACAUUACAAAUGUUGUAGUGGACGUUCCAGCAACAUUCAUGACAUUACAAAUGUUGUAGCGGACGUUCCAGCAACAUUCAUGACAUUACAAAUGUUGUAGCGAACGUUCCAGCAACAUUCAUGACACGAGUGUGUUAGCGGACAUUCUUGCAGCAACCAUGAUGUUACAUCUGUGCUAGCGGACAUUCCCAGCACCAACCGGGAUGUUAUCUGUGUGUUAAGUGGAUGUUCCAGCAACAUCUGUGACGUUACGUGUGUGCUGGCGGACGUUUCAGCGCCGAGUGGCGUACACCCGUGAACUAUGAGGGACACAACAGGCUGGACAAUCUGGUGACCGCUGCUUUGCAACUUUUUUUUUUUGUAUUCCUUGGAAGCGGUGAUCGGCCACACUCUAGCUACCGUCGGAGGGCGGAGGCUACCCACCUCCUCCCCAUCAGCCCCUACUGGAGAUAGGAGGCUACCCACCUCCUGGGCUCCGCCAGCUCUGAUACCCUCCUCUCAGAGCGUCGGGCCUCGUCUCUCCCAACGGCGUGAGGCUUCCUCGUUCGUAUCCCCCACCCACGGUCCUCUUGCUUGGCUUCUUCCUCCUUCUCUCUCUCCCUUUAUCCUGUCCCUCUUGUUUACCCAAGUUUUUAUCAGCUUGACCUGAUUUUUCCAGCUUUUGUUUUUGCGUAAGCUUUUUUUUUUAAUACCCCCUACGCUUGGUCUUUUGCUUCUUAUCUCUGUCUUUUAUACGUUAUUUCGUUCGUUUAUUCACGUCUUAUCUCCUCUGCUUAUUGUUUUCUUCCUACAUCCUUAUUCCUUGUUGCUGGCCAUGUCCCUUCUUGUCCCCGUGUGAGAAUAGAAGCUACCGCCUUCACUCAUUGUGGUUCCCAAGUUCUGUCUACUUCUUCUGCCUGGUGAGGACCUCCCUUCCUCCUUCCUCAUCUCUUAGUCUCUCUCAUCUGUGGUCCUGACGCUUUUUCUUCCAUGUUUCUCAUCGAGUUGAAAUUGAAUGGCAUAAAAUCCGUAGCGAGAGCUCAAUCCUCCCCGUGUGUUGAGUUGUGUAAAUCUCUCUGGCCUGUGAGCCGCUGCUAACUUGCCUACCACCCACCCCACUCUCCCCCUCGCUGUGAGCCGCUGCUAACUUGCCUACCACCCACCCCACUCUUUCCCUCGCUGUGAGCCGCUGCUAACUUGCCUACCACCCACCCCACUCUCCCCCUCGCAUGUCAACCUUUGUCUUCCAUUCGCUCCGUGUAGCUAGCUAACCCUGUAAACGUUUGUCUUAAACGUUGGUGCUCUCUCUCUCUCUCUCUCUCGCCACGUGUUCCCCCUCCGCUCUCCCCCAAAUCAUCAACAUGACUACUAACAAGAAGGAAUGCCGGCCCAUGACCAUCGCGCAGAUCAGGGAUUCGGACAAGGUCAACAAAGUAUUUGGAGCUGACGAGAAUGACAGUGGGAUCGGCGUGUGUGGCUGGAUCCUCACAGCACUCUCAUGGAUGCUGGUCCUGGCAACCAUGCCCUUCUCCUUCUUCGUCUGCUUCAAGGUUGUGCAGGAGUACGAGAGAGCCGUCAUCUUCAGACUGGGAAGAUUACUUCAGGGAGGCUCCAGAGGGCCAGGUAUCUUCUUCAUCUUGCCCUGCAUUGAGUCCUACUCGAAAGUGGACUUGAGGACAAGUGUUUUUGACGUUCCGCCACAAGAGGUGCUGACGAAGGACUCUGUGACCGUGAGUGUGGACGCCGUGGUGUACUACAGGGUGAGCAACGCCACCGUGAGUGUGGCUAAUGUGGAGAACGCCCAUCACUCCACUAGGCUGCUCGCUCAGACCACGCUUAGGAACAUGCUGGGUACUAAGAAUCUCCACGAGAUCCUCGGAGAUCGGGAGUCUAUCUCCUGCGACAUGCAGAACUCCCUGGAUGACGCCACCGACAACUGGGGUAUCAAGGUAGAGCGAGUCGAGAUAAAAGACGUCCGACUGCCCGUCCAACUGCAGCGAGCCAUGGCGGCAGAGGCUGAGGCGGCGAGGGAAGCCAGAGCCAAGGUGAUUGCCGCAGAGGGAGAGCAGAAGGCUUCCCGCGCCCUGAAAGAGGCUGCAGAAGUAAUCUCCCUGGCCCCGGCGGCCCUCCAACUCCGGUACCUUCAGACACUGAACACAAUUUCUGCCGAGAAAAAUUCGACUAUCAUCUUCCCCUUGCCGAUUGACUUCUUACGUCACUUCAUGGGCAACGACAAGGAGUGACCGACUAUCAACACUCACCAGCCGUUUCCUCAAUGC
Molecule: messenger RNA, 3029 nt
Organism: Procambarus clarkii (red swamp crayfish)
Lineage: Eukaryota; Metazoa; Arthropoda; Malacostraca; Decapoda; Cambaridae
Product: band 7 protein AGAP004871
Cellular component (GO): plasma membrane
Source: RefSeq, a predicted model, not a curated record